GGGAAAGAAAAUAGAGGGAAAAAAGAAACAAAAGAAUCGGAGGAGGUUAGUUGGAGAAGAUUGGUUUAGGUGUAACGAACGCUUCAACGGCAAAAUAAGCCGGCCAAGCACACAAAACUACCUCUCUCAAUUUCCCCCUUAAUUUUCUCUCUUUUCAGUUACCAUCUCCUUCUUUCUUUCCUUUUCUUCUUCUUUUUUCUUUGGUUAGGGUUUCGCUCUCACUUUAUUCUCUUCGCUUCUCGAUGAACAGAUGGCGUAUUGAACAACACCAAGCAAAAUCCAAGCUCAACCAGUGUCCGCAUUGGCGUUCUGAUUGUUUCUUCUUUUGAUCAAUUUUACUGUCCUCAGGUGAAAGAUCUGAGGGUUUCUUUUUUCUUUUCAUUUUCCUUUUUAGGUUAAAUCAAAUAUUGAUCAAGAAUCUUUAGUUAGAAAAGUUUUUGGAAAAAAAAUAAAUAAAAAGAGAAAUGAGCGCGUCGAGGUUUAUCAAGUGCGUGACGGUGGGUGAUGGUGCCGUUGGUAAAACCUGUCUCUUGAUUUCUUACACCAGCAAUACAUUUCCCACGGAUUAUGUGCCAACUGUUUUUGACAAUUUCAGUGCAAAUGUGGUUGUCAAUGGGGCCACUGUCAACCUGGGAUUAUGGGAUACUGCUGGGCAAGAGGAUUACAAUAGAUUAAGACCUUUAAGUUACCGUGGAGCUGAUGUUUUCAUACUGGCGUUUUCCCUCAUAAGCAAGGCCAGUUACGAAAAUGUUUCUAAGAAGUGGAUUCCAGAGUUGAAGCAUUAUGCACCUGGUGUCCCAAUUGUUCUUGUGGGAACAAAGCUUGAUCUCCGGGAUGACAAGCAAUUCUUUAUAGAUCACCCUGGUGCUGUGCCUAUCACUACAGCUCAGGGAGAGGAACUGAGGAAGCUGAUCGGCGCACCUGCUUACAUAGAAUGCAGUUCUAAAACGCAGCAGAAUGUGAAGGCGGUGUUCGAUGCAGCCAUCAGAGUAGUCCUUCAACCACCAAAGCAGAAGAAAAAGAAGAGCAAAGCGCAAAAGGCGUGCUCCAUAUUGUGAUUUGAAAUGGGUACAAGGAGUUAACAGCCUCUGCUCUACCUCUAUUCUCCGUUUUAUCUUUCCGUUGCUCUUAGAGAAGCUCAAUUAUUGCCCUAACAGAGUAAUUAGGAUCCCUGUGAAGCAUCAGGUGGUUUGGUAUUGGUUUCUUGGAUUAUUGUGGAUGUCUAAUUGUUGGAUUCUGUUUAUGUAAUUGCCCACCGUCUCUUACGUCCUCCCCGGUUUUGGUAUGUUUUAUGUAUUAAUAGACUGGUAAUAUCACAGUUAGGGAAAAAAACGACCUUUGCCUCGCAUGGAUUCUAUCUUUUCUUUUCAUCACUUCAAGAGCUUGGCUAUGUUAUGCUGUCAAUUUCAAGCUCAGUUUAUUAGCAACUUGCUAGUUUCUGAUGCAAAUUUAUGUAGGUUUCUUUUAUCAAAUAUAUGUUAUUUCUCCA
Molecule: messenger RNA, 1489 nt
Organism: Mercurialis annua (annual mercury)
Lineage: Eukaryota; Viridiplantae; Streptophyta; Magnoliopsida; Malpighiales; Euphorbiaceae
Product: rac-like GTP-binding protein RHO1
Exons: 7
Coding region: 465-1058 (197 amino acids)
Biological process (GO): actin filament organization; establishment or maintenance of cell polarity; small GTPase-mediated signal transduction
Cellular component (GO): nucleus; cell projection; plasma membrane
Molecular function (GO): protein kinase binding; GTPase activity; GTP binding
Source: RefSeq, a predicted model, not a curated record